This is a messenger RNA of Gracilinanus agilis (Agile Gracile Mouse Opossum), 1035 nucleotides long. RefSeq names its product zinc finger protein 420-like. The annotation marks the transcript as partial. The transcript has 2 exons. The record is from RefSeq and is a predicted model, not a curated record. Lineage: Eukaryota; Metazoa; Chordata; Mammalia; Didelphimorphia; Didelphidae.
AUGAGGGGCGAUCUUACUGCACAUCAGAGAAUCCCCACUGGAAAGAAACCUUAUGAAUGUAAACAAUGUGGAAAGGCUUUUACAUGGAAGAUCUCUCUUGUUGGACAUCAGAGAAUCCACACUGGAGAGAAACCUUAUGUAUGUAAAAAGUGUAGAAAGACUUUCACAUGGAAGGUCUCUCUUGCUGCACAUCAGAGAAUCCACACUAGAGAGAAACCUUAUGAAUGUAAACAGUGUGGAAAAGCUUUUACAUGGAAGGUUUCUCUUGCUGUGCAUCAGGGAAUCCACACUGGAGAGAAACCUUAUGAAUGUAAACAAUGCGGAAAGGCUUUCACAAUUAGGAACAGUCUUGCCAGACAUCAGGCAAUCCACACUGGACAGAAACCUUAUGAAUGUAAACAAUGUGGAAAGGCUUUUACAAGGAAAGUCUCUCUUUCUGCACAUCAGACAAUCCACACUGGAGAGAAACCUUAUGAAUGUAAACAAUGUGGAAAGGCUUUCACAAUUAGGAACAGUCUUACCAGACAUCAGACAACCCACACUGGAGAGAAACCUCAUGAAUGUAAACAAUGUGGAAAGGCUUUUACAAGUAGGAACAGUCUUGGCAGACAUCAGACAAUCCACACUGGAGAGAAACCUUAUGAAUGUAAACAUUGUGGAAAGGCAUUUACAUGGAAGGGCUCUCUUGCUGCCCAUCAGAGAAUCCAUUCUGGAGAGAAACCUUAUGAAUGUAAACAGUGUGGAAAGGCUUUUACAUGGAAGGACUCUCUUGCAGCACAUCAGAGAAUCCACACUGGAGAGAAACAUUAUGAAUGUAAGCAGUGUGGAAAGUCUUUUACAUGGAAGGUCUCUCUAGCAGCACAUCAGAGAAUCCACUCUGGAGAGAAACCUUAUGAAUGUAAACAGUGUGGAAAGUCUUUUACAGAUAGAAGCCAUCUUGCCAGACAUCAGACAAUCCACACUGGAGAGAAAACUUAUGAAUGUAAACAGUGUGGAAAGGCUUUCACACAGAAGGGCAAUCUUGCCAGACAUCAG